AUGUGCACUUCAGGUUUUCCGCCACGCCCCGGGGGCAUGCCCGGGUCCAUCUCGAAAAUUCUCUCCUCCAGCCUCUAGGCCAUGCGAGCUGCCGCUGGGGUCCAGGUGGUGCACUGGUACUACCGGCCUGACCUGACAGUAUCUGAGAUUCCACCAAAGCCUGGAGAAUUCAAAACAAAACUUUUGGGGCUGAAAGAGAGACACCAUGAACCUUGGGUUUCACAGGAGCAGAAACUUCAAAAUACAGUUAUGCCAAAAAUUCUGUGA
This is a messenger RNA of Acomys russatus (golden spiny mouse), 267 nucleotides long. RefSeq names its product protein BRAWNIN-like. The record is from RefSeq and is a predicted model, not a curated record. NCBI's taxonomy places the organism in Eukaryota, Metazoa, Chordata, Mammalia, Rodentia, Muridae. Gene Ontology annotation, cellular component: mitochondrion. Gene Ontology annotation, biological process: mitochondrial respiratory chain complex III assembly.